Molecule: messenger RNA, 363 nt
Organism: Prunus armeniaca (apricot)
Lineage: Eukaryota; Viridiplantae; Streptophyta; Magnoliopsida; Rosales; Rosaceae
Source: the annotation of a GenBank genome assembly
AUGGAUGAGAAUAGAUGGAUGGUUUUUAGUCAGAGCAAUGCCAAGAUAAGCAAGGAGGAUGGUGGGCAGAUUAGCAUUUCUAAUGGGUCGAUGACGGGUACCAAUUUGGAGUUGCAGAAUGGGAGUUCGAUUGUGCAUAAAUGGAGAUUUGGGAUGAGGCUUACACUUGAAGAGCCUAAACCCAAGCUCACUGUUAUGAACAAUACCUCAUGGAUGUCAACGAUGGAGUCACGCUUAGAUGAACAACCACCGUUGAAGGAGAAAGACAAUUGCGUCAAAGAGAGAGAGGUACACGAGGGAGAGAGACAAGCCAAAGAGAUAGAGCGAAGAGAGUUAGAGAGAAGUCAAUUUCAGAAAAACUAA